Fukomys damarensis (Damara mole-rat) is the source of this 1528-nucleotide messenger RNA. RefSeq names its product lipase family member M (gene Lipm). The transcript is spliced from 10 exons. Bases 63 to 1310 code for a protein of 415 amino acids. The record is from RefSeq and is a predicted model, not a curated record. Gene Ontology annotation, molecular function: hydrolase activity, acting on ester bonds. NCBI's taxonomy places the organism in Eukaryota, Metazoa, Chordata, Mammalia, Rodentia, Bathyergidae.
UUGGCCUUCCUUUAUACGGUAGCUUGAGGACACACCAUUGCUGAAUCUGCCUCCUUCAGCAAAUGAACUCUGCACUGAGAGUGGAGAUGUGGCUUCUGAUUCUGGUGGCACAUCUGCUUCAAAGAAAUGUGAACUCAGGACACUUGCCAACUAAAGCUGUGGACCCCGAAGCAUUCAUGAAUAUUAGUGAAAUCAUUCAACAUAAAGGCUAUCCCUGUGAGGAGUAUGAAGUUACAACUGAAGAUGGGUAUAUCCUUUCUGUUAACAGAAUUCCUCAAGGCCUAGCACAACCCAAGAAGAAAGGUUCCAGGCCGGUGGUGUUACUGCAGCAUGGUCUGCUUGGUGAUGCCAGCAACUGGAUUUCCAACCUGCCUAACAAUAGCCUGGGCUUCAUCCUGGCAGAUGCUGGUUUCGAUGUGUGGAUGGGGAACAGCAGGGGAAACACCUGGUCUCGGAAACAUAAGACCCUCUCCAUAGACCAAGAUGAGUUCUGGGCUUUCAGUUAUGAUGAGAUGGCUAGGUUUGACCUUCCUGCAGUGAUAAACUUUAUUUUGCAGAAAACGGGCCAGGAAAAGAUCUACUAUGUCGGCUAUUCACAGGGCACCACCAUGGGCUUUAUUGCAUUUUCCACAAUGCCAGAGCUGGCUCAAAAAAUCAAAAUUUAUUUUGCUUUGGCCCCUAUAGCCACUGUUAAAUAUGCAAAAAGCCCUGGGACCAAAUUUUUGUUGUUACCAGAUAUGAUGAUCAAGGGGUUGUUUGGAAAGCAAGAAUUUCUGUACCAGACAAGAUUUUUCAGACAGUUUGUUAUUUACCUUUGUGGCCAGAUGAUUCUUGAUCAAAUUUGCAGCAAUAUCAUCUUACUUAUGGGAGGCUUUAACACGAACAACAUGAAUAUGAGCCGAGCAAAUGUGUAUGUUGCCCAUUCUCCUGCCGGAACGUCUGUGCAGAAUAUUCUACACUGGAGCCAGGCAGUGAAUUCUGGGGAACUCCGAGCAUUUGACUGGGGAAGUGAGACCAAGAACCUGGAGAAAGGCAAUCAUCCAAGUCCUUUAAGGUACAAUGUUCGAGAUAUGACAGUGCCAACGGCGAUGUGGUCAGGAGGUCAGGAUUGGCUUUCAAAUCCAGAGGAUGUGAAAACGCUGCUCUCUGAGGUGACCAACCUCAUCUACCAUAAGAACAUUCCCGAAUGGGCCCACGUGGACUUCAUCUGGGGGCUGGACGCUCCUCACCGGAUGUACAAUGAAAUCAUACAUCUGAUGAAGCAGGAGGAGGCAAACCUUCACCAGGAAACCUGCAAGGUCUCUCUGUGAAACUUCUGACACUGACAAGACUUAGGAACGAAGUUAUGGAAGGUGCGGUUAGGACCAGGAAUAGAGCAGAGGGUUUUAAAGGUUUCCACAAGGGAGAACAUACCAUAUCAAUCAAAGGGCAAAGGGAGAAUACAGUUAUAUCUUCCUUCUGAUUUCUACAUAUGACACUAGAACUCGAUUUACAUUUUUUCAGUGAGUUAUGCUAAAGUAUUAGUUAA